Messenger RNA from Saccostrea cuccullata (small rock oyster), 1201 nucleotides. Its product is annotated as cysteine dioxygenase type 1-like. The record is from RefSeq and is a predicted model, not a curated record. The coding region runs from base 147 to 746 and encodes 199 amino acids. Gene Ontology annotation, molecular function: ferrous iron binding; cysteine dioxygenase activity. Lineage: Eukaryota; Metazoa; Mollusca; Bivalvia; Ostreida; Ostreidae. Gene Ontology annotation, biological process: L-cysteine catabolic process. The transcript is spliced from 3 exons.
AUGCAAAAAAAUAUCCUGGUUGAAGUGAUUGUAUAUAAAUGAACACAAAACACAUGCCUUGUUUAAAUUUUCACAAUGUUUUAUGCAAACCUGUAUGUAGAUUUCGAAGUCGGUUAUCUUAAGUUAGAGCAGAUAUACAAACAAUAAUGGCACGAUAUGACUUGAAUGCUAUGCAAUUAGACCUCAGAAGGGAGUUGGAGAACGGUUUUCUGGAGGAGUCGGAGGAGAUGGUAAAUACCAUUAAAAUGAUUAUGUCGAAUUACGAAAGUCAUCCAAAGGACUGGGAAAGCAAGGAAAAGUGGAGCGAUAAAAAAUAUACAAGAACUCUUCUGGACAAAGGGAAUGGUCAUUACAAUCUGAUGAUAUUGUGUUGGAACACUGGUCAGGAAAGCCCUAUACAUAAUCACCCUAAAUCACACUGCUUCAUGAAGACUCUGAAGGGAGAAGUGUUCGAGGAGUUGUAUGAAAAUCCGGAUAUGACGUCGUGUUGUGGAGGCAAAAUGAAGAAAAUUCAAGACCGGGUAUAUACACUCAACGAUGUGGCCCAUAUCACUGACGCAGACGGACUUCAUCGAGUGGGAAACAAAAGUCACGUGGAGGGCGCUGUCACUCUACACCUUUAUUCCCCGCCCUUUUCCUCGUGUAAAAAAUAUGAUGACGACACGGGGAAAUCUACAGAGGUCCCGAUGGGUUACGAUCAGGACUUUACUGAACAGUGCUGCUCUCGCUCAUGUUGUGAAAAGUAACUUUUCUAUGUGGAAAUGCGGAAAUUAAAGUCAUUCAUUUCUUAAGGUAGAAGUUAAGUAGUACUACUUGUUUGUUUUUAGAUACUAGUGUUAUGAUGCGAAUAUUUUAUUUCGUAUUGUUAUAUUUGUAACAAUUAUUUUUUACAUAUUCACCUUUUUGUUGUUUUAUUUAUUAUUUUUAUUUAUUUACUUAUUUAUUUUUUGCAAUUUAAGAGAUUUUUUAUAUGAUAUAGAGAAAGCAGGUAUAUUUACUGCAGCCUCUCGUACAAAUAAACUGUUUUAUAUUAAUUCUGGAAUUUCUAAAUUAAUCUGAAUCUCUCUGAUACAAUUCUAUAUCGAAAUGUUUUUAAAUAUAGCAUUUUAUUUUGAUGACAGAUUUAAUGUUUAGAUAAUUUGGUGAAUGUCUGAAUUGUUAUAUUUGUUUUAAGCAAUAUAUAUCAUCAUGACUCAGCAGA